AUGUCUGAUCCAACACCAGAUCAAGAAAAUCAACAACAUCAUAAGCGAUUUAUAGAGAGCGAUGCCGGUGAUGGUACACUUCGAGAAGAGCAGUAUUUACAUGGAUUUCAUUUAAUAGCAUGCUUUAUUGCUAUAUUUUUAUGUAUGUUCCUAGCUGCCUUAGAUCAAACUAUUAUAGCAACUAUAUUAACUACAGUGGGGAAUAAAUUUGAUAGUUUUGAUAAGAUUGGUUGGUUAUCUUCUGGAUUUUUAUUAACUUCAGCUGUAUUCAUUCAACCCUUUGGUAAACUUUCCAUAAUAUUCGGAAGAAAAUAUACUAUGUGUGUUUCAAUUAUUAUAUUUGAAGGAGGUUCAUUAAUGUGUGCACUUUCAAAUUCUAUGAAUGUCUUAAUAGGUGGUAGAGUUCUCGCUGGAGUUGGGGCUGCAGGUAUUCAAAGUCUAUCAUUUGUUAUCAUUAGUGAAAUAGUUCCUAUUGAGAAAAGACCUAUUGGAAUGGCUAUUAUAAGUUGUGUAUUUGCUGUGGCAUCAGUAUUAGGUCCUUUAAUUGGUGGUGCUUUCACAACUCAUGUAACAUGGAGAUGGGCUUUUUUCAUUAAUUUACCAAUUGGAGGAUUAGCUCUUGCUUUUCUUCUUUGGGCUUUCAAUCCACCAAGGCCAAAAGUUAAUGUAAGGCAAGAAUUAAAAAAAUUUGAUUACAUUGGUAAUUUGUUAUUGAUUGCUGGAUGUGUAGUGUUCCUUUUAGCUCUAACUUUUGGAGGUAAUAAUUAUACUUGGAAUUCUGCUGCUGUAAUAUUAUGCUUUGUAUUGGGUGGAUUGCUGUUACUUGUAUUUGGUUUCUGGAACAUUUAUUUAUCCAAAGAUCAAAUCUUCCCAACUGAAAUAAUAAAAACACCCCAAAUUAUAGCCUCAGUUAUCACUAUUAGUAGUACUUUUGGAUUCUUCAUUACCAAUAUUAUAUUUGUAGCAAUUUAUUUUCAAGUUAUUCGUGGGGUAAGUGCCAUGAGUUCAGGGUUACAUAUCUUACCAAUGAUUAUACCUGUUGUUUUAUCAAGUAUAUUCUCUGCUGUCAUGAUUCAAAAAUUUCAUUAUGUGAAGCCUUUUGCUAUAAUUGCUGGAUUUCUUGCUCCAAUUGGAACAGGUCUUUUAACCUUAUUGGAAGUUGAUUCGAAUUUUUCUCAUCAAGUAGGAUUAUUAAUUUUAAAUGGAGUUGCUGUUGGUCUUCAAAUGCAACCAGCAAUUAUUUCUGGUCAAAUAAGUGCUCCAAAGUCACCUGGUAGCACUAUUAUGGUAACUACUAUAUUAAACUUUGGAAGAUGUAUAACAGCAGCACUUGGAUGUGAUUUAGGUGAUGCUGUAUAUACUACAUCAUUAAGAAAUAUAUUUUCUAAGGCAAUACAAAAUGAAAGAAAUCCAGAAAUCCUUCAGCAAUUACAUGGUCUAGACAUGUCACUGCUUAUUUCAAAUAAUGAAGUUCUUCAGCAACUAUCACCAGAAGCUCAAUUUUUUGUAAAAACACAAAUAAUGAAAGCACUCAGAAACGUUUUCUAUACAAGUAUUGGUUUUGCAUGUAUAACUUCAAUUUCAUGUAUAUUUAUUACAAAUAAGAAACUACCAAAGAUUAGUGGUAGACGAGUUGCGAGUGAGGAAAAAGAGGACCAAAGCAAACAUGUUGCAGAGCUGUCUACAGACGGCGAAAAUAAAGAUGCAGACGAAUACGAAGAUCGCAAUAGUGACCAAAUUGAGCCAAUAUCUUCUGAGUCGCCACCACCCAAUAAUGCGGAUCCGAAGUUUUCCUAA
Scheffersomyces amazonensis is the source of this 1797-nucleotide messenger RNA. Its product is annotated as MDR family MFS transporter. Gene Ontology annotation, biological process: transmembrane transport. The record is from RefSeq and is a predicted model, not a curated record. The transcript has a single exon. The coding region runs from base 1 to 1797 and encodes 598 amino acids. Gene Ontology annotation, molecular function: transmembrane transporter activity. Gene Ontology annotation, cellular component: plasma membrane. Lineage: Eukaryota; Fungi; Ascomycota; Pichiomycetes; Serinales; Debaryomycetaceae.